Molecule: messenger RNA, 867 nt
Organism: Aspergillus mulundensis
Lineage: Eukaryota; Fungi; Ascomycota; Eurotiomycetes; Eurotiales; Aspergillaceae
Product: SDR family NAD(P)-dependent oxidoreductase
Exons: 4
Coding region: 1-867 (288 amino acids)
Cellular component (GO): cytosol
Molecular function (GO): oxidoreductase activity
Source: RefSeq, a predicted model, not a curated record
AUGCAACCGCCCAUGCCAUCCAUGACCGCCAAAUGGCACAACCAAAGCUAUCCCGGCAUCGACCCCAAGCGGCCCGAGCUCAGCGCUGCCGGGAAGACCGUCAUCAUCACCGGAGCGGGCAGUGGAAUCGGACGCGCAACCGCCCUGUCCUUCGCCAGCGCCGGCGCCGCCCGCAUCGUCCUCAUCGGCCGCGAUGAAUCCAAGCUCAAACAGACCCAAGAAGCCUUGCCGCGGCACCUGCAAACCUCCAUUCACGCAGCCAGCGUAACAGACGAGGAUGCUAUAACCGGCGUAGCUACCGAAGUCGGGUCCUGGGAUGUCUUGGUCCUUGCCGCAGGCUAUCUCGCCGACCAGAUGCCGCUCAAGGACACGGCCGUGGACGAAUGGUGGCAGAGCUUUGAGACCAACGUGAAGGGAACCAUGAUUCCCGCAAAGGCAUUCCUUCCCACCGCGGCCUCUGGCGCUGCUAUCAUCGGCCUCACGACGGCGAUCCCCUUCCCCGCCGCCGUUGGAAAGGGCCUCUCGGGCUAUAUUACCUCGAAGCUUGCGGUGGCUAGGAUACUGGAGUAUAUUGCGGCAGAGAAUCCGGGUGUCUUUACGGCCGCGCUUAAUCCGGGCACGGUCCAUACCGCCAUGUUUGAUAAGCUUGGGGCUGAUCCUGGCCAGCAGGCGUUCGAUAGUGUGGACCUUCCUGCAGACUUCAUGGUCUGGCUGACGAGCAAGGAGGCGUCAUUCUUGAGCGGGCGUGUGGUGUUUGCGAACUGGGAUGUCGAGGAGUUGAAAGCAAGGGCUCAAGAAAUACAGGAUGGCUUGAUGUUGACGACUGGGGUUCUGGGGUGGCCCUUUAGCCCGUCUGACUCCCAGUAA